Eruca vesicaria subsp. sativa (arugula) is the source of this 2343-nucleotide messenger RNA. The record is from the annotation of a GenBank genome assembly. NCBI's taxonomy places the organism in Eukaryota, Viridiplantae, Streptophyta, Magnoliopsida, Brassicales, Brassicaceae.
CGUAAACCGACGACCCCCUGGCGCCAUCAAAACCUCCGUCUUCCUCGGCUAUCUAUUUUACCAUUCUACCCUUCUCCCCCAUUCCAAUGAUUUUGAGGUCAAUUUGACGUUGAUUUUGAGGGAUUAGAGUGCAAUCAAACGUGUUAGAGAUGGGGAAUGGUGAAGAAACAAAAUGUGUUUUCCCCUUGACGAGUCUCCAGAUCGGAGACAUGCAAUCAUAUAUAUCUGAGCUCAGCAUUUUCAUGGGGAAUAAAAGUAAAAAGAUGUACAUAUUCGUGGACAACCAGCCAUGGUCUAAUCCUGGCACCCGACCUGCUCACUUAUGGCAGAUAGUAGUCACAAAUUAUAGACGCUCCCCUUUUGCAAACAAAGGCCGAGAGGAGAAGAAAAAGCAGAAGCAGGAAGAUGAGGAUGAGGAUGGGGAUGCAGAGGAGAAGCCUAAAGACCUUGAUCUUAAGAAAACGGAUAAUCUUAAGAAAUGGUUUUCCUUGAUCGAUGCCACGAAGUUUUCUAAUAAGAAACUACCUGCAAAGAAACUGGACGAGACCUUUUACGGUUUCAUCGUGUUUGAAGUUGAAUGGGGAAAUGUGAGGGGUAUCAGUUACUUGAAUGAGCUACAGACAGACACUUCUCUUGCUAUAGAAGCUAAGUUGAUGCGAAGGUGGGAGUUUGAUAGUAUCGACCAAGCUGUAACAAAUAUGUCUCAAUGGUUCUCUGGAACAAAAACUGAACGGUCUUGCUUGAGGGAACAUCUUCUUAAAGGAGAGGUUUUUCAUGACGCUUCAACGGAAUUCUCAAAAACUUCUCAUGCUGAUGAUGAAGACAAUGUGUCUGUUGAAACUGACUCUCCUUGCUGUUCAAGAAGUGUCUUCAGCGUUGACCAUUCUAUUGCAGAUUACGAUGAAAACGAGCCCCUCACACCGCCUCUCACUGGACCAUACAAGAGAAGAAGAGUAAGUAAAGCAGUCAUAACAGAUAACUCAUUCGACCUCUGGGAAAGCCAUGUUCCUGAUGGUGAUGAGACCAUCAUAGAAGCAACACAGUAUAAAGAUGUCCUAGUUCUCGUUAGAUGUGGUGACCGUGACCUGCCAUUCAAAUUACGAGAGGUUAUAAUGUCUGACAUACGCUUGCUCACUCUACUUGAAGCUGGUCUCCCUUCUUGGGUCUUGUUUCUUCAGUCUUACCCCUGCUUAUGCCAUCUUUAUCGUCCCUGGAUGUGUCUUCUCGCUAGAGCACUAUAUGUAAUGAUAUCAGUCAUCACCGUUGUGAUUGGCUUCUACGACCUAUACAAAAACGUCCCUGUUCUUAAAGCCACUGCAUCACGUCUCUGCGGACCACUCUUUGAUUGGGUCGAAACAUGGGACAUGGUGUCACGGAUAAAGUACUUGGGAACGAUGUUGUUUCUUCACAACGUUCAGAAAGCUGUCAGGUGGGGUCUGACAAUGGCACGUGGUAUGCAGUCGUUUGUCUCUUUACUCGUAAUGCCUCUUGUUAAUCCUCUUUUAGAGGUUCUUGCUUUUCUCCUGCCGGUAUGGAACUCGCUUGCGGAAACGGUGUUGAGUUUGACUUCAGUGGUUGGGAUAGUGAUUGAGUCUGGUUGCGACCUCGUUGGUGAUGUAGUAAAUGUGGUGCUUCUGCCUAUUUGGUUGGUCGUAUCAGUGGUUUGUAACAUCAUAAAUACUGUGUUGCUGCCUCUGUUUUGGAUCUUAUGGGAAGUGUUGUAUGCACCGAUCAGGGUGGUCGUUGCAUUGUCCAACGGUUUAGCUUUAUCUUUCUCAUACAUAUUCGAUGUUCUCGGAGACUUGUGGAGGUACAUGAGCACCUUAGUGCAGUUCGCAUCAGAUUCUCAAACAGCUUUAAAGACUACUGAAGUUUCCAUGUGGCGUACACUUUGGAAUGACCUCUUUUCUCAUGUUUUUCGUGCUGUCAGGAGUAUAUUAAACGGAUUUGUAGUCUUCUUUGCUGCCUGUAACAAACAUCGGCUUAGUAUAUAUAAUCACGUACAAGACUUUAUCAAGAGACUACGUGGACGAACCUCGAGAGCAAACUCAGAACAUGGCAGGUCUGCUAAGAACCAUCAACGUAAAGGAGAUGAUACGAGAAGGAAGUUGCAUCUUGCAUAGAAGUCAACACCAGAAUCUUGAUUCAUUUUUUGUUACAGGAGAGGAUAGAUUAUUAUCACUGUAUAUAGAUAGGUUUUACUUACACACCUGCAUAUGUUUUGUCGCCAGGAAACAUAAGAGUCUCUAAUAAGCCAAAGGAUGAUGUAUAUAUACUUACUAAUGUAUAUAGGAAAGAAAGGAAACAUUCUCUUCUUGCAAAUCUCGUAGUUAUCAAUAUAUU